CCUCCGUCGCCGCUGUCGCCACCGCCGCCCCCCGCCGAGCGCCCGCCAUGCCCAACAUCGUGCUGUUCAGUGGCAGCUCGCACCAGGACCUGUCCCAGAAAGUGGCGGACAGGCUGGGGCUGGAGCUGGGCAAGGUGGUCACCAAGAAAUUCAGUAACCAGGAGACCAGUGUAGAAAUUGGUGAAAGUGUGAGAGGAGAAGAUGUCUACAUCAUCCAGAGUGGCUGUGGAGAAAUUAAUGAUAACUUGAUGGAACUUCUCAUUAUGAUCAAUGCUUGCAAAAUUGCAUCAUCAUCCAGGGUAACUGCAGUGAUCCCAUGUUUUCCAUAUGCCCGACAAGAUAAAAAAGACAAGAGUCGUGCUCCAAUUUCUGCAAAACUUGUGGCCAAUAUGCUUUCAGUGGCCGGGGCUGAUCAUAUCAUUACAAUGGAUCUCCAUGCUUCUCAGAUACAGGGGUUUUUUGAUAUUCCAGUGGAUAACUUGUAUGCAGAACCUGCAGUCUUGCAAUGGAUUCGAGAAAAUAUUGCAGAAUGGAGGAAUUGUAUUAUUGUGUCCCCAGAUGCUGGUGGAGCCAAAAGAGUGACAUCAAUUGCUGACAGACUGAAUGUGGAGUUUGCUUUGAUUCACAAAGAAAGAAAGAAAGCAAACGAGGUAGACAGGAUGGUUUUGGUUGGCGAUGUGAAGGAUCGUGUAGCCAUCCUCGUGGAUGACAUGGCUGAUACAUGUGGUACAAUAUGCCAUGCUGCAGAUAAGUUACUUUCUGCUGGAGCCACCAAAGUUUAUGCUAUUCUGACUCAUGGAAUCUUCUCUGGACCAGCUAUUUCCAGGAUUAAUAAUGCUGCAUUUGAGGCCGUGGUAGUCACAAAUACAAUUCCACAAGAGGACAAAAUGAAGCAUUGCUCUAAAAUCCAGGUUAUUGACAUUUCAAUGAUAUUGGCUGAAGCAAUACGGAGAACACACAAUGGUGAAUCUGUGUCUUACCUGUUCAGUCAUGUUCCACUAUAACUCCAGAUCAUGGCUUUCCUAUAGGCUGUGUACACUCAGUCUGUUUUUGUUUUUGUUUUUUUUUUGUUGGGACUCCACAGUAAGAUAAUUAAUGUUUAUUAAAACUUCAGUUGUUUAUACUUUAAGAUUCCUUUUUUCCUCUCUAACCUUUCCAACCUUCUUAACCCCUCCCUCCUUCCCCUACCCCAUUUUUUCCCUUUUUGAAUGAAUUGGCUUGUAUGGGAAAUGUCUGCAUUUUGUUUUGGUUUGGCAGAUAACUUUUUCCUUUACUCUUAUAUUACCUUGGAGCUGCAAUUGUAAGAGUGUAAUUACAUUCAGAAGUUUUUUAAUUUUAUGUAUCUGGGUUUGUCAAAGGUAACCCUGUAUUAAAGCAUUUCGUGUAUUUUAUUUAAUAAAAAUGCCUGUGGGCAUUUUGGUAAAAUCCCUGGUAUAUAGAAUUAGACCUUUUAUUCAGAAUAAACAUUAUUUUAGAGAAUUGUAGGAUACCUUGAAUGUUGACCUUUUUGUUAGUUGGAGUUCAAAUUAAUUUCUUGGACUUUACCUAGUUUAAAUAAAGUUUUGGUCAGCUUAAUGAUGGUCAUUGACCAAUUUGCUGAUGGAAAUUUGUAGACAAAUCAGUUAAGGACAAUGUAGUAUAAAUGAAUGUAGUUUUAUAUUACAUUUAAGUCGGCCGUCAUAUUGCUGUAAAUUUCUGCUAGUUUCUGAAAAAUAUUUCCAUGUCGGAAAAUUCCACAAUUAUUUCUGGCAUUAGAAUUAUUUAGAAAUUUCUAUAUAUAAUCUGUGUCAGAUUCUGAUCUCUAAAUUAAAUGGUCUGACGAAUUCCAACUGUUGUAGUGCAUUACAAAUUGUAAAGGGAAAUUGCACAGAAAAUCCCAACUCUUUAAAAAUGCACACUCCAUUCUGUCUUAUAGUAUUCUUUUAUAUAACAGUUUAGCUGCAACUUUUGCUUUUUUUUUUUUUCCAGCUAAGAAAAAAUGACAUUUCAAUGAUUGGACUCCAAAUCAUUGAACUUUCAAAUCAUUAAAUAUAGAGUAAUGUAUGCUCACACAGUUGACUAAGGCAGUAUUUAGGGCUUAAAUCCACUAAACCUAUUCAGUCUUUUAAUUUUUCUCUUUGACAUGAGUAAAGUUUGGAAUCAUCAGGACUAUUAAAUGUAUGUUUAUAUAAUGCCGCUUUCCCUUUUUUGUGGUUAGUGUACUUGUGUUAUUUGUCGUCUAAAAUAGUUAGAAGUCUUUAGCAGUUGAUUCAUUAAAUCAUCCCUAAGUGAAAAUAUUUAUCUGGAAGGCAGUAAUAAAGGAAAUCUGGAAAAAAUUAUUUGCAAGAAUAUUAACUUUUUGAUUAGAAUACCAGAUUUUUCCCAACCCUGUCAGUGAAGAGCUCACUAAACUAAUGUUUUGUUACAUGAAAAAUGACUGUUUAUACUUUUUUUUCCUAAUUCAGAAGUCAAAGGAAACUUGGAUGUUAAUACAGUGCCACUCUCCUUCCCCCCCAGAAAACAUCCUGAACAUUAUCUGGUCUUGUUUCUUAAUGCACUUUGGCUAGAUAAUAAGUCUGUAUAAUUCAGACCAAAAAAAAAGUUAUGUGCGGUUAUGUAGACCAACCUUAAUGGUAGGUAAUGCCAUUCUCCGAUCUUUUAGUUGAAAAUAACUAAUUUUGUUAUUUUCUUUUUUUUAUGACAGCAUUAUUUAGGAUUUUCUAUUCCAGCAUUGAAAGAAUCUUACUUCAGGUUAACAGACUUAAAAAGGAUAAUUUAUAUGACAUUUCAGUUGUUGACAUCAGUCUUACUGCAUCUUUCUGUGUAGUAAAAUGGUUUCCAAGAGAUAAUUCUAAAGUAAUCUGGCAAGAAAACUAUGCACUUACAGUUUAAAUGUUCAGAUUUGUGAAUAAUAGCUUGAUAACAUUGACUCUGACUUUUGAGUUCAUCUAAUAUGUUAAAAGAAGGGACCAAAUACACUGCUUUGGCUACUUAUACAAGAUAUCCCAAAAGACUUAGUGCAGUUAUUUAUGUUCUGUAUUGUUGGAGUGGAGUGAGAGUAGUAUAACUACCAUUCAGAAUACUUGAAACCCAUUGAAAUGAAAAUGUCCAGAACUGAUUUUGUCCUCUAGCACAAAACAGGAUGAAAUCUAAAUAGGCAGCCUGCUCUGAUGAGAAGUCCUUGUUUUAUCGUUUAUUUAACAUUAUUUUUGUUUUGCCUAUUUUUAAAAUAAAUUUAUGAUGUUAAAUAUGGCUGUGUUUACAUAUAUACAGGUAGGACCAGGUACAUGUGAAAGAUCAAAUAGUCUGUAAAGGUUGCUUCAAGAGAUUCUGAUAUUUUUAGAUUUUCUGUUUCCUGUGGGUCUAUCUAGAUUGGCCCAUAGUAAAUGAAACUAGCCAAGUCUUUCAUUUAAAUCCAGUUCAUCUACAUGCAUGUAGAACCAGCUUAUGCCACUUUCCAAAUAAUAGGACUAGGGAACCAUGAUCAUACCAAAGUUGCUCACCCCAAAACUUUGUCAUAUCAAUCAGUAAGUAUUUAUACCAUAUCUUUCCUUUAUUAGCUAUUGUUAAUGUCCAAGAAUUGUAUUGUUUGUGGUGCUUGUGUUGAUCAGGUCACUGUUACAAAAUGAAUUUCCUGUUAUUUCCUCUAAUAUUGUACUCAAGUAUUUUCAAUAAAAUUGUGUUGCAAAUUGCUCCUUU
This is a messenger RNA of Vombatus ursinus (common wombat), 3678 nucleotides long. It is a transcript of the gene PRPS2, whose product is annotated as phosphoribosyl pyrophosphate synthetase 2. Gene Ontology annotation, molecular function: magnesium ion binding; ribose phosphate diphosphokinase activity. Gene Ontology annotation, biological process: purine nucleotide biosynthetic process; 5-phosphoribose 1-diphosphate biosynthetic process; ribonucleoside monophosphate biosynthetic process. Gene Ontology annotation, cellular component: ribose phosphate diphosphokinase complex; cytoplasm. Bases 48 to 1004 code for a protein of 318 amino acids. NCBI's taxonomy places the organism in Eukaryota, Metazoa, Chordata, Mammalia, Diprotodontia, Vombatidae. The transcript has 7 exons. The record is from RefSeq and is a predicted model, not a curated record.